AUGGGCUUAAACCUACCAGCCGCCUUAGACCUUGAGUCAUCUGUUUGGAUCCAGGAAAUGGAUAAGAACCGAAAUUCAGAUGACUCUUUAAGCGCUGAACCAAUUCCUUCCAAAGUAUCCCCAGCACCUCAAGUAGAAAAGAUACUACAGCAUCUAAAAGCCUCACCUCAAACACCGGGAAGUUUUCUUAAUCCUAAACAUGUGACUGAAGAACAAGAGAGAUUUGCUAAUGUCUUUACUCAAAAACUAAAUGAACUUCGGGAUGCUUCUGGCUUAGCAUCCCUGACAGCAGCUCUUAGCCCAGCCACUUCUGCCGUUAACAGUAGUAAUUUGUACAAUGUUAACCUGACGGACAUAACCCCUCAAAAUCUCCCAAAUUUUGCCGGAUUGUGUCGACAGGCAAGUCAAAGUGGAAUAAGUACAACUCCGGCGUCAAUACUUUUCUACUCCCCAACAUGUUUCGAUGCUCAGUCUUUACCAGGUAUCCAAACCGUUACUCCAGGUGGUUUUGUUGCCUUCCAGUCACCUCAGACUGAACCAGUAAAUCCAAUUAGUGAACCGAGUAUCACAUUUGCAAACUUACAAAAUUCACUUUCUAUCUCCCUUCCUAAUGCUGCACAGCCAUCUGCAGACAAUGAAGUCACGACUGUCCAACUACCGAAUGGAUUGCGUCUUGGUAUAUCAACCAAUGGGGCUUCGCAGGCAUCAGUCCUACAAAUGUUGGGUCUUGAACCUCAACCAGAACUUGUUCAUCGUGCUCAAAUUACCAACCAGACUAUUGAUCACUCUCUAUGGCCAUUGAAUAUCCAGACAAACCUACCUUCCGCUGAUACUUCAGACGGUCAUCGUACUGUCUCAGUAAACUCACCUCAAGACGCAGAUGACACUCGUCCUUCCUCAGUAGAUAUAGGUUUAGAUCAAACCGAUGCUAUACCUAACAUUAGGUCAUCAUCUGUCUCUUCUGUUUCAUCUUCUUCCCAGGGGAAUAGUUCUAAAAACAUUUCUGGAUCUAACCCUAAGGACUGUCGUCUGGAUCCUACUGAACAAUCUCGUAUGCGGUUAGAGCGUAAACGAGCAAGAAAUCGGGAUGCCGCACGCAAAUGCAGAGAAAGAAAAAUUCGUUUGAUUAAAAGCUUGGAGAAGGAUGUGAUACAUCUCUCAGAGGAAAAUAAAGCGCUGCGUAAUAGGUUAUCUCGCAGCAGAAUAGAAGUGGAGCGUCUAAAAAUGUUUGUCGUCAAUCAUCUGGAUAAAGAUUGUCCCGCUUUAUCCGGCAAAGUAGCCUGA
Molecule: messenger RNA, 1284 nt
Organism: Heterobilharzia americana
Lineage: Eukaryota; Metazoa; Platyhelminthes; Trematoda; Strigeidida; Schistosomatidae
Source: the annotation of a GenBank genome assembly